Molecule: messenger RNA, 2131 nt
Organism: Folsomia candida
Lineage: Eukaryota; Metazoa; Arthropoda; Collembola; Entomobryomorpha; Isotomidae
Product: E3 ubiquitin-protein ligase TRIM37
Exons: 11
Coding region: 209-2002 (597 amino acids)
Biological process (GO): negative regulation of centriole replication; protein autoubiquitination
Cellular component (GO): peroxisome; aggresome
Molecular function (GO): zinc ion binding; ubiquitin protein ligase binding; tumor necrosis factor receptor binding
Source: RefSeq, a predicted model, not a curated record
CAAAUCGAUGGAAAGAGCAGGUAGCAGAGGGGAGAAGACACAAGAUAUUUUUCGCUGGUGUGACCUCCUUCUUCGCCCAGCUGCUAUUUUUAAUUCGGAAAUUUUAAUUUUAAUUUUACCCCAAGGGGUUUUCAGGGGUCACACCCACUCUAAAUCUUAGUGAGGAAGGAAAGGGAGAUUUUUUUUCUGUGGUGGUGAAAUUCGGUGGAUGGCGAGAAAGAUGAGUUUAAGCAAAAGCAAUGCAAAUUCCCAUAAGGACAAUCAAAUGGAGAGUAUUCAGGAGAUCUUCCGUUGUUUCAUCUGUAUGGAAAAUUUACGAGAUGCCAGAAUGUGUCCUAGGUGCUCAAAGCUAUGUUGCAAGCAGUGCAUUCAACGCUGGCUUUCCGAGACUCGACCUCAGUGUCCACAUUGUCGAGCUGCACUGCACAUCCAUGACUUGGUAAAUUGUCGGUGGGCUGAAGAGGUCACUCAGCAGUUGGACAAUCUGCAAAGCAACCCGGCCAAAGGAAAGUGUACUCCAUCCGAUGAUGAGCCAGAGACUGAAAAAUGCGAAACUCAUGUCAAGGAAGAGUUAUCUGUAUAUUGUGAAACGUGCAAGUGUUGCAUUUGUCAUGAAUGUGCCCUUUGGAGCACCAAACACAGCAACCAUGUUUUCAAACCAUUAGAAGAAAUUUAUCUUCAACACUGCCACCAGAUUCGGGAACAUGUUGGACGCCUCAGAAAAAGAUUCAUGGAGCUUAUAGGCGCUGUUCAAGAAAUAGAAAAGAAUAUCGAAACCGUUCGGGGUGCUAAGGAUCAGAAGGUUCGAGAAAUUCGUCAAGCAGUUGAGCUAAUGAUUGCGAGAUUGGACAACCAGCUAAAGAUGAAGUUGACUAUAUUGGUUGGGCAAAAGGGGCAAUUUUCGAGACAAGCUGAGGAAUUAGAGGGAAUUUUGCACAGCAUUGAGAGUACUAUAACUAGCGGACCUAAAAGUGAACUCAUUUUACACAGCUCUAAACUGGUCAAGUUGAUUCAAGACGGCAUAAAUCGUUCUACUUUUAUCGUUCCAGGCGUUUCCGGGGAAUUCCAAAGUGAGCUCGUUCCGCCGUAUGACGGUGCUACCUUCGUCGUCAAUAAUUACAGUCAUUUGCGAGAGCUGGCAGACCCUUUCUACUCUGACCCGUUGCACGCCAAUGGCUUGACCUGGCGUUUAAAAAUUUAUCCGGAUGGAAAUGGAGCUGUCCGUGGGACAUUUUUGUCAGUCUUUUUGGAAUUAACCAGCGGUCCGGCUGAUUCGGCCAAGUCUUCUUCCUAUAGAUAUGAGUACCGAAUUGAAAUGGUUUACCAGCACGCCAAUGAACCAUCGAAGAACAUGAUUCGAGAAUUUGCUUCUGAUUUUGAAAUUAACGAAUGCUGGGGUUACAACAGAUUCUUUCGUAUUGAUCUCUUGGAAAGUGAGGGCUAUCUCGAUCCAAUCACAGACACUAUUCGACUGAAAUUUGAUGCUCGAAGUCCUACAUAUUUUCUCAAAUGUAAGGACCAACAGUGGUACAUUAGCGAGUUGGAAAGGAAGACCACUCAGCAAGCUCAAGCCAUUUUGGACCUCAGUCAACGAGUGGAGAAAAUGGAGGCAGAGAUGCCAUUGGGAGAUGGAAACUUGGCAAAUAAUGCAGAUCUCAACAUUACAGCAGGGAGUGAAGAGUCAACAGGGAAGCAGUCACAUAAUCGAUCUCGCCUCCAGAUGAUCGAAUUGUUAGAUCUGAAUGAUAACAAUGAUACCGAAGAAACUGCCUCCGAAGAAAACUCUGAUGAGAGUGAAAUGGAGGACCAAGAAAACGAAGCUGGCGGAGAUACCAGUGAGGUCGAGGUUGUCGAAUUUACUGGAGACGACAUCAACUUGAACGAUGCAUAUGAGGGUUAUGUAAAUUACUUUGCCUUGAUGGAUGAGUUAACCACCACGACUCCACCGCCACGUCCUCCUACUCGUCAGUCCACUCCGCAGCCACCGUCAGGUUCUCAAUAGUAUUAUCUCUUUCCUUCAUCUCACACACCAAUAUUCCUUCAAAGUAUGUUUAUAUUAAAAUUUGUAAUUUGAUCCAUUCUGUUUAUAUAAUCAUUUUUUUUGCAAAUAAAUUGAACGUAAUGAAAUGUU